AUGGUACAUUUUCCGCUAAUACGCGAUGCUAAUGGACGUUUAAAAAGUAAACCCAAUUUGGUAUUCGGCUUAUCCUUUUUGCUGGAUGCAUUAUAUUUUGGCUUGAAUGCAUACGAUAUUCUAAGAUCCAAAUACUUGGGAGUGGCUUCACAUCAGAAUGUGCCCGUUUUAAGCAUCACAAUAUUCUUUACCAUGCGUGGCAUUGCAAGCUAUAUAAAACGACAUGAUACUAUGAAUUUUCUGAACGAACUGGAUAGGAUAUUUCCCAAAGAUUUGGAGACACAAAGGUUAUAUAAAGUGGAGCAGGCGCAUAAAGAAUUUGUUAAGCGCUACAAUGCUGUGCGCAAUAUUGUGCUCAUAUCACUUAAUGGUUUCAUCUGGACACCUGUACUGGUUUAUAUGGUAACCUGUGCAGGUCGCGAUAAGUCCAUAAUCAUGGAUCAUCAAGUGCUUGGCGGCUGGCUGCCUUGGAAUUUGAGACAAAGCCACAUGGCUUAUCCUUUGGUCGUGCUCAUUGACGUUGUCUGCACUCUAUCGGGCUCUGCCUUCUUCACUGGCUUCGAUACCUUCUUCAGUUCGAUGCAGCAACAGCUUGUUAUGCACUUUGAUUGUCUCUGCCGUAACAUAGAGCUGCUAGAUGGCAGCUACAGUGAGAACUCCAAUGAUGCAGCUGAACUCUAUAAACAUAUUGGUGAAUUAAUACGCAACCAUCAGCAUUUGAACUCGCUCUGCGAUCAGUUUAAUGAUAUAUUUAAAGCAGCUAUAUUUACUACACAUCUGGUGGUUGCCACUACGAUUUGUUGUCAUUUAUAUUUGAUUACGGAAACACAGGAUGUGCUGCUGAUUAUUAAAUAUAUAUUGCCUACAUUGGUAUUGGUGGGUUUCACCUUUGAGAUUUGCAUGCGUUCCACGCAAUUACAUGAAGCUUCUCUACGCGUAAAUUCUACAAUUUACGAACAAAAUUGGUAUCAGGGCACCAAGAAAUAUCGCAAGCUUAUGCUUAUCUGGCUUAGAUAUGCAGAAAUACCUAAGGAAAUCAAUGCCUAUGGUCUAAUUGAAGUCAAUAUGAUGCACUUUACAGAUAUGAUGCAGUUGGCCUACAGACUCUUUACGUUUCUUAAGUCAAACUAA
Molecule: messenger RNA, 1131 nt
Organism: Drosophila busckii
Lineage: Eukaryota; Metazoa; Arthropoda; Insecta; Diptera; Drosophilidae
Product: odorant receptor 88a-like
Exons: 3
Coding region: 1-1131 (376 amino acids)
Biological process (GO): detection of chemical stimulus involved in sensory perception of smell; sensory perception of smell
Cellular component (GO): plasma membrane
Molecular function (GO): olfactory receptor activity; odorant binding
Source: RefSeq, a predicted model, not a curated record